ACAUUCUCAUGAAAUAUUAUUUUCAUGAAACAUGAAAAUAAUAUAAAAAUGAGAGGGGCAGAAAAUUGGCAGUGUGAGGUUUCGGCAUUAAAAAGUGGGCCUUGGGGUUAAAGCAAAUGUGCGUUUAUCGCAGGCAGUGUUGCUUUUGCAGUGUUGCCUGAAAUAUCUGGAGUUCAAGGAUGUGACCUCCGUCGGCUGUGCUGGCCGGGAUAACGGGAGUCGUAGGUCCCAGCUGUGUGAGGGCACCAGCUCUGGGAACUCUGGCCAAGUUAUCUUGUAGUUUUGCCUAGAAUUUCUUACUGACUCUCACGUUAAUUGGUGCUUUUUCUCCCUUAAACAUGCCUGGAAAAGUGAGGUUCACGGAAGCAAGUGCAGAUUAGGUUCCUUCUAACUUAUUUUCCUAUUCCUAAAGGGAUCACAGAAUUCCCAUCCCUUAAUCCUCCAAUGGGAGUAGGUAAAAUGGGUAUUCUCAUUCCCAGCAAGAAAAGUUGCACAGAAAACAGGUACUGGCAUAUUAGCUGGUGUGAUGUACACUAGUUUUGUUUUCUUCAUUGCUUGCCUCAGUGCGACGGAGAACAAAUUACUACCACUAAGAAACGCAACCCCAGGCUUCUUCCUCAGUUUAUAGUAGGACAUGGAUAAUUUCUCUAUCUCUUGGUGUAGGAACUUUCAGCUCAUGCUAGGCUGCUAGAGGAAAUUUCCAGUGAUUCUACAAAAGCCGCUGCCUAGCUGAAGGGAAAAAACCUAGUAUAUUUGAAUCCAAUUAAUUUUUCUUCACAUUGGAUAAAGAUAGUGAGGCUUAAUCAUGUAGGUUUAGAUCCAUAUAACGUCUUUAAUUGGGUUUGGAGGUUUCCAGAUCACUUUGGCCUUGAGAAAGGAGGAGAGGCUGCUUUUAAAGGAGGGUCAAAUCUCCGAGCACAUGGAAGGUACUACCUAGACCAUAAUUAAGGUUUAAUCCAUGCAAACAGCAGAUGGGGAAGUUGUUUCUAGAUCUGGGGUCUCCCACUGUUUGGGACCUGGUGUGUAUUUGGGAAUUUCGGAAGCCACAUAAAGCGUUGGCACCAGCCUUUCGUGCCCAUGGUUCUUACCUGCAGCGGCUUCAUCAAAAGAUUGUUUCAUAUCUGCUGAAAAGCAGAGCAUGUUUCUAGGAAGGGCCUGAAGUGCAUUUCAGCCACUAGUGCGAUGCAGUCGAUGCCUCUUUUACACACAUAUUUUGCCUCUCUUUGUGGGGAAGUUAAUGGCACAGAUCUAGCGCUGGGACGGUCUUUAAGAUUCGCUGACAUGCAGGUUCUGACCAGCUUCGUGGAAAUUAACACGUAGAAGGAGAAAUCUCUGUGCCAUUUUGAGAGCGUAUUACAAAACUGGAGGGAUAAACUAGAAAGUGGUGGAUUAAGGGCGUAUAGACAUCACAGUAAAAUGGAAAGCUGUUUGCAUGAAAAGUUCUGGUUUUGUUGAAACUCCUGCAUAAUUGCUAGGAAGUUGAACGCAUUUUCUACAGAUCUGUUUAUUUAGCAUUGAAUUUAUAAUCCGCUUAAUCAGUCAUCCAGCAGGACUCUCUAAGCAGAUAUACAAAGCACAUGAAAGCAAAACAAGACAUGACAAUAAAAACAAUAUACACAACAAAACAAUCGACCCAUGAUAAACAAACACCAUCGUAAACACAAACCAUGACAAUAUGCAAUGAGUAUAGAAUAUAAUGUUUAAUGUAUACAGUAUGCAGCUGAAAGUUGUAUGUGUAAUAAAACAAUGCUUGCAUAUUUAAACAAUGGGGAGGGAUUAAAUAAAAUUUAAAAAAAUGUUUAGGACCCUUGCAUCAAUGGCAUUCGAGCCAGCAAAUGCGGCUAGAAUGUAACUUUGUGGGUUCUGCAUUAGGGCCUCCCUAAAUUGUGAAGGACUGACAGUUUUUUAAUUAAAAGCCUUUCUAUCCCAUCCCCUACAGAACGUCUUGGGACAGCUUACCAUAGACUUGCAAAUUGUAGCUUUGUUUCCUCCCUGAUAUGGCAGGAUAUUUUUAUGGGGAAAGACACAGUUCUUCAGAUACAGUCUGAACUCUCACGAAUCAAACCUAUUGUUUUAGCAAGAACGAUGCUCUCCUUUUUUAAUGGCAUAGCUCUGCAGAAAUUCUUUCCACUGGGGCCACGUUUUAAAAUCCACAGAGCUUUUCGCUUCCUUGUGGGUGUUGUGAGCUCAGAUCAGUUAACAGAAUGGCUCUGUCUGCUUGUAAAGUGGAUCGUUCCCCGUUUCAGGCACCGGUGAAGUUUGAAGAUGUCAUUGUUUAUUUCCUCAAGGAUGAGUGGAAGCUGUUGGAACAGUGGCAGAAGAACCUGUACUGGGAAGUUUUAACAGAUAAUUAUGAGGCUUUAGUCAUUACAGGGCAUCCGGUCACCGCAUCCGACAUCUCGGCAUGGGUUGAGCAAUGUGAGCACCUGAACGUAAAAGGAACUUGGGAAUCCGGAGCUGGUGAUUCCGCUGGGGCUCUUUCUGCAGCAAACGGCCAAUGCAGAGAGAUUUGGGGCAAAAAACAGGCCGAGCGGGAAGGACCGCCCCCAGCGAUCCAGGGAGGCACGGGCCGAACGGAGCCUUGGCACUUGCCACGAAGCCCCCCGAGAGACGAGCCGUUUCCACGGGCUGGGAGUCAAGCGGGCGGGCCGGUGCUGGCAGGCUCCCGGGGGGCCAGCGCAGCACCGAAAUGCUACAGAUGCAGAGAGUGCGGCAAGAGGUUCCGACUGGAGAAGCUGCUGCAAAUUCACCAGGAGGUCAGCCGGAAGAAGGGGUCCUUUCCUUGCCCUAAAUGUGGGGUGUGCCUUCCCAGCCCCUCGCAUCUGCUGAGGCACCAGAGGACCCACUGGUCCCCGUGGGGGAAGGAGAACUGGCUGGGCGUGCCGUGCGGGGCCCAGGCGCCGGAGGUGUUGCACCCCUGUGCGGCCUGCGGGAGGCGCUUCGGUGGGUUCCUUGCCCUCCUCCAGCACCAGAAGGACCACGACGAGGCCCAGCCCUGGCCCUGCCGGCAGUGCGGCGACGUCUUCAUGUACCGGAGCGAGCUGCUCAUCCACGAGGAGGGGCACCUGGAGGAGGCGCUGCGCCUGCGGGCCGGAUGUGUCGGGAACUGCAUCUGCCAGUGCUCGCUCCUGCUGCACUUCUCGUCCCGCGGCGGGGGGCGCGGCGGGGACCCCAAGCCCGGCCCGCGGGAAGCGCCCGGCCCCGAGGAGGAGGAGGAGUCCUUCUUGUGUGCGCAGUGCGGGCUGCUGUUCAAGCUGGAGAUCAGCCUGAAGGUGCAUUUCCGGUACUGCCACGAGGAGGUGCCGCCAAAACGCGAGUCAAAUCGCGGCCCGCAUUCCACGCCCCCGUGGCCUGGCGGGGGCCACGCGGAACACCAGGGCAGCCGGCCGCUCCUUGGGGGCGGCCAGGGUGACGCCGGCCGUCCCCGGCCUCCCUCGCCACCCGCCGCCCCGCACGUGUGUGCCGUCUGCGGCAAGAGCUUUGUCUUCCAGUCCACGCUGCGCAAGCAUCAGCGGAAGCACCGAGCGGGGAAGCCGGGGGCCGUCCCCCAGCAGGACGCCAGCCCGGGCCGCGUGGGCAGCUCGGGGGGCCCGAAGUCCGUGUGCGUGACCAAGAGGCUGCUCAAGUGCCAGGAGUGCGGGGACAAGUUUGUGUACAAGUGGCAGCUGGCCGCGCACCUGAAGGGCCACGGCGAGGAGGGCAGCUACGACUGCCCCUACUGUGGGAAGAAUUUUGGGUGCGUGAGCAGUCUUUGGAAGCACCAUCAAAUACACCUGGAGGAGGCCGCAUGUAGGAACGGCCCAUCGCGAACGUGCGCCGGUGCGCUCGCCGGGAACCGGCAGUCACACGCCCUGGAGCAGCUUUACCACUGCGAGUGUGGGAAGAGCUUCGCCCGGCGCUACCUGCCCAUCCACCGGGCCUUCCACGCCGGCGUGCGGUACAGGUGCCUCCUGUGCGGGAAGGUGUGCAACUUCCGCGGGGCGGCGGCCUCGCAUUGCAAGAGCCACAAGGAUCUCUCCCCGUGUCCCAAGUGCGCGGAAACAGGCGCCUCGGGGCCGUGCUGCUGCAUGAUCGAGAGGAUCUGUGUCGCACCGGGGCCGCACGGGCGGGAGGGACUGGGCCCGCCUGGCGUGGGGCUGUCUCCCAGGCACCUCUACCCAAAGCACGGGGAGCAGCUCCCCUCCAGAAGUGGUCGUGGCUUCAAGGAACAGCCCCCCACGGGGAAGCAGGGCGCCCGGCCAGCGCAUCCCAGGGCGCAGCGCCGGAAGCCGGAGCGUCGUCCGGCCUUCCGACCGAGCCCCGCAAAGCCUUACAAGUGCAAAGACUGUGGAAAGGCGUUUGCCCACUUCGGUUGGCUGACCGUGCACCGCAGGGCGCACACGGGCGAGCACCCCUUUCAGUGCGCCGAAUGUGGGAAGACCUUUGGCCACCGGGGCUACCUGGACCUGCACUGGAAAAUACAUGCCAGGGAGGGUGUUUGACGGCUUCGGGAGGCCGUGACGGCGCUGCUCCCUGGCGGACGCGGGGGAGGCUGGGUGCCGUGAUGGAGCCGAGCCGGGCUGGCUUCCCCGUGGAGAUGGCGGGCGAGGUGGGAAGGGGCUCGCAGGACUUGGACCGUCUCCAGAGGCCUUCUCCAUCUCGUCGGUGGCUUUCUUUACAUAGCUUUUAACCCGUGCCUCUCUUGCCACCAAAAGCCGUCAUUGCUGCCCACUUUCUCAGUCUUGCCUCUAGAAAAAGCCCCCUCUGGUCUCAGAACACGUAAGCUGGGAUGUGGAGAUGUUUACACAGGCGCAUUGAGCACCCAAGGCACCUUUUAGGGGCGCCAGUGUCCGCUAGCGUGUCUUCUUGGCUGCUGGCAGGAGUUCUCAUUAAAGUUCUUUUGAACUGGGAGAUGCAGAAACUUUAGUUUCUGGAAGAGAAGUAUGCCUUUUUUCCAGUAUUCUGAAAAGGGCAGUGUCUUAAGUCUGAUCUAAUUUCAUCCUGCCCAGAAUAUAUGGGGAAAUGCAUCAAAGGUCUGGCAUCCUUUGAUAAAUAGCCAAAACAUUUGUUCUUGGUUUAGCUGCCACGGCUCCAGCGAGAGAAGCACCGUUGACACUUUAUUCUGGGUAUUUAAUGGGGAACGGAGGCUGGAUCGAUGCCUUGAGGCUUCUCCUGUGCCAUUACUUGAAUAGUUUGGAGCACCCCGAUUUAACAUGGUGCGCCGCAUGGCUCCGUGGCGCACUGAAUUGUUCUCCCGCUGCACAUCAGUGCAAAGGCAUGCGGAACGUGUUUCCGCUGUGUUAAAAGUGCUUAGUUUUUUCGUAACUGAGGCAAGUUGACUUGAUUUUUUUAAACACGCCCUCCCCACCCGCGCUUGGCCACAGUGAGCAGGUGGGCUUUGGCUGGAUUCAGCGGGGUCUUAGGGUUUAUUUAUGGGGCUUCAUCAGCCGCUCUGCAGGAGGGGCUUGGCACAACACUGGCACCAGCGGGUUUGGGGGCAUCCCUCCUGUCCCCAGGGUCCAGAUACCUCAUUCUUUAAAAAUUGGAUCACACCGUUUAAAAAACAAACAUGCUACUGAUUUAGGGACAUGAAGAUUUUUUUUCUUGACAGACACCUAAAAGUUUCCUUUCUGUUAUGAAAGAGCGACUGAUGGGGUUGUAUAGUUUGAAGUCCUGGACUCAUAUGCCCCUCUGUCCUUUUCUAUAAAAAAUCCAAAAGUUUAAGGAGAAAGGAACCAUAGGAAAUACACUAUGUCUGUUACACACCUGAAGCGAUCAAAAUACUGAUCUCGGAAGCUGAUUUUAAACAUGCUUGUUCAGAGAAGAGCCAGCUGUACAAGAGUGACUUUUUGCGAGCAAGUAAUUGAAUGGAAAGAACAGGAGAGUCUUAGCUGUGAAAAGUCACACUUGAGAAUAGUGGCUCAUGUUUUUGUAAUGCUUGCUAUAAAAAUGUUAUUAAACAUUUAUUUUGGGAUUGUCCCCUUUUCGGCCUGAAAAGUGGGCAUUUGUAUACA
Varanus komodoensis (Komodo dragon) is the source of this 5993-nucleotide messenger RNA. Its product is annotated as zinc finger protein 135-like. The coding region runs from base 2205 to 4481 and encodes 758 amino acids. Gene Ontology annotation, molecular function: DNA-binding transcription factor activity, RNA polymerase II-specific; RNA polymerase II transcription regulatory region sequence-specific DNA binding. The record is from RefSeq and is a predicted model, not a curated record. Gene Ontology annotation, cellular component: nucleus. NCBI's taxonomy places the organism in Eukaryota, Metazoa, Chordata, Lepidosauria, Squamata, Varanidae. Gene Ontology annotation, biological process: regulation of transcription by RNA polymerase II. The transcript is spliced from 3 exons.